GAGAUGGUCCAGACCACGAUGCAACUCCAAUGCAGCAGAGGAUUGGUCAAUGGUAAGCGCCGGAGCAGCCGCCGCCUCAACAACCAACAGUUAUGGAGGCGGCAUUGAGGGUUUCCCUGGGGCUGGCUGGUGGUCUCGCCCUGCUCUUAAGGAAUUCCUGGGACUCGAACGGGACUCGAACACAAGACUCCCUGCGGCAACUGAGAGGAGGGGGGGCUAGUAGACAUUCUUUCUUUGGGUUGCAGGUCCGUUUGCUGGUCCGUCUUCGCCCGCCAUCCCGAAUACGGAGGACAUGUACUUCGUCCUUUGUCCGCGAGCGCCGUGGGCCAUACGGACAUAGUGUAGUGUAUCUGCUCGACUCAAGUCGCGAGCUGAUCCCAGAGCCCGCAGACCGCGUUGCUGGGGUGCUGACCGACCACAAGCCUAGUAGGCCAGGGCCAGGAUCAGCUAAGAAAAAAAAAAUUCCCGCCCUUGUUUGGCGAGUCGUCAUCCGUUGGGGGGCCGUAAGUAGACGCCUCGCUGAGGCUGCAAUCGGCACUGGACGGCGGUGUGUACAGAGCGCCCAGGCCGAGAAUGUCAUGAACCAGAAUGGGGGCAUGGGGGUGUGUGAUUGUCUCACCUCACAGCACGGCCUGCGUAUCGUCGCCCAGCUUUUUGCAUACCCCGAGCUCGAUGGUGUUUGAUGGAGCCAACGCAGUCCAUAGCCGAUCUACCUCGAUGCUACCGGUCCUGCAAAGGCCCUAAUUCAAUAUAUGGCCCGGCGGCGCAAGGUCCUUGUCCGCCAGACAGCCCACACUCGUCCGCCCAAAUCUCAAAUUUGCCUUCUCGCGCGUAGAAUCUGGGAUUACGAACGCCUCGUUUGGUGCUG
This is a messenger RNA of Ilyonectria robusta, 868 nucleotides long. RefSeq lists its product as uncharacterized. Lineage: Eukaryota; Fungi; Ascomycota; Sordariomycetes; Hypocreales; Nectriaceae. The transcript has 2 exons. The record is from RefSeq and is a predicted model, not a curated record. Bases 93 to 683 code for a protein of 196 amino acids.